GGCGAGCAGUCGAUAGCCGAGCGGGCGAGCACCAUGGCCUCACCCUUCCCGCGGCGCCUGCUCCUGGUGUCCAACUCGCGGCUGCACGGGGAGGGCUACCUGGCGCACUGCGAGGAGCAAGUGCGCAGCUUCUUCGGGGGAAAAGUGAAACGAGUUCUUUUUAUACCAUAUGCCCUUCGUGAUCGAGAUGCCUAUGCCAAAACUGCAAGAGAAAAAUUUGAAAGCUUAGGAUAUGCGUUAGACAGCAUUCAUGAAUCUUCUGACCCUGUGGAAGCUGUAAGAAAAUCUGAAGCCAUAUUUGUAGGUGGUGGUAAUACCUUCAGACUUCUAAAGAUAUUAUAUGAUUUAAAUCUGCUUCCUGAGAUCAGGAAAAGAGUCCUACAUGCAGGUAUUCCAUACAUGGGAUCUAGUGCUGGAACAAACGUAGCCACCAUCAGCAUCAAUACAACCAAUGAUAUGCCGAUUGUAUUCCCACCUUCGCUAGAGGCUUUGGGAUUUGUUCCUUUUAAUAUCAAUCCCCACUACCUGGAUCCAGACGUUAACAGCACACAUAUGGGUGAGACACGUGAAGAACGGAUUCUUCAGUAUCACGAGGAGCCAGACACCCCUCCAGUGCUGGGUUUACGUGAAGGAUCGAUGCUACUGGUGGAAGGAAACAAAGCCACACUUUUAGGAAGAAAUAAAGCACGGCUUUUUCUGAGGGGUCAAACACCAACAGAACAUGAGCCCGGAGCUGACUUCAGUUUUCUCCUUACUGGUUCUUAGAAGCUGCCAGCUUUGCCAGAAAAGACACUCAGUGGUGUCAGUGGUGAAACAAUCAAAAGAAGGAAACAUAAAACAUUAAACCAAAUACUAAUCACAUGAAGCUUGUUUAACCUUAAUUUAACCAAGAUUGCUAUUCCCCCUGCCAGUGUUCCCACGUGCUAUUUGGCAAUUGCAGUUUUGCAGCUAUGACCACUUGGCUUUAAAGAAUGCAACUUUUUAAAAAUAAAUUAUAUAAUAAACUUUGUCUACAUUUUUCA
Molecule: messenger RNA, 1022 nt
Organism: Trichosurus vulpecula (common brushtail)
Lineage: Eukaryota; Metazoa; Chordata; Mammalia; Diprotodontia; Phalangeridae
Product: alpha-aspartyl dipeptidase-like
Exons: 8
Coding region: 34-765 (243 amino acids)
Biological process (GO): proteolysis
Molecular function (GO): serine-type peptidase activity
Source: RefSeq, a predicted model, not a curated record